AUGUCCGACACCGCCUCCAAUGGCAAUGGCCACCCCGUGGUGUCCGUGAUAGUCCCAGAGACAACUUAUCCUGAGUCUCGAGUCCUUAUCAUUGGUACAGGAGGAACCAUCUGCAUGCAGCAAGGCCCUGAUGGUCUUCAACCUACCGACAACUUCUUGGAGAAUGCUAUGGCUCCUCGACCAUCAUUCAACGACAGGUCCGAACCAAUCACACUCCCAGCUAUUCGCAACGGCGAAAAGAUUCAGAUUGACAGUCUCCGCACUCCUCCAACUGCCUAUGAUCGUCAUGUCCGCUAUGGAAUCGUCGAGUUCAACCCCCUCCUGGACUCGAGCUCCAUCUCGGCUCAUGACUGGGACGCCAUGGCUUCAUGCAUCCAAGAAAACUACCACCUCUUUGAUGGUUUUGUUAUCCUGCACGGCACUGAUUCACUGGCCUACACAGCCUCUGCCCUCUCCUUCAUGAUGGAGAACCUAGGAAAACCCGUCAUUCUCACUGGUUCCCAGGCACCCAUCUUUUCUCUUCAGUCUGAUGGCGUCGACAACCUCCUUGGAUCGCUCAUCAUUGCUGGAACCUUUGCCAUCCCCGAAGUGUGCCUAUUCUUCCACCACCGCCUCUACCGUGGAAACCGCAGCGCUAAGGUCUCUGCAACUGAGUUUGAGGCCUUUGCCAGCCCCAACUGCGAGCCCCUUGCCAAGGUCAACGGCUUGGGUGUCACCGUAAACUGGCCCCUCAUCCUCCGCCCAACUACGAUUGCAAAGUUCCACAUCACCAAGGGCUUAGACACCACGCACGUCGCCUGUUUGCGUGUUUUCCCCGGCAUCAAGCCUGAGAUGAUUGAUGCUGUGCUUCAUCUGCCUGACCUCCGCGGCCUCAUCCUUGAGACGUUUGGCAUGGGCAACAUCCCUGGCGGCGCCGACGGUCGUCUUACACAGAUUAUCAAGGCUGCCGUUGAGCGAGGUCUCGUUGUAGUCAACGUCAGCCAGUGUGUCAACGGUUUCGUCUCUCCCGUGUACGCCCCUGGUACCGUCCUCGGCCGGGCGGGCGUCAUCUUUGGCCUCGAUCUCACAGCUGAGGCCGCCCUGACAAAGGUUUCAUACCUACUCGCUCAGCCCAACCUCUCGCUCAAGGACAUCAACGAGAAACUAUCCCGGUCGCUACGGGGCGAGAUGACCGAGAUCGCUCACCAGAGCUUCUCCCACCCGGCGGGCACUCUCGACUUUGCCGCCUCCCACCUCACGCCCAAGGAGAUGGCAUUCUCUGCCCUCGGAUACGCCAUCGAGAACGGCGAGCUCGGCCUCGUCAAAGAGCUCCUACAGGGAGAGGGUGCGCAGCUACUUAAGCAGUCUGACUAUGCCGGCAACACAGCGGUGCACCUUGCGGCUGUGGCUGGUAGCACCGAGAUCCUGCUGGAGCUCCUGCAGCGCGGCGCGAGCGUACACGAGCGCAACAAGGCCAACCACUCGCCUCUCUUUGUGGCCGUCAAGUCUGGAAAGGAGCCAUGCGCGCAACUACUGCGUGUCGCAGGCGCACAUCUCGCUGUGGAGGAGAGAGAGACGCUCCCAGGUUAUGUGACACCUCAGUACAGUCAGUAUGGGCAAUACGGCGGGCACGGCUUCUAA
This is a messenger RNA of Fusarium keratoplasticum, 1620 nucleotides long. RefSeq names its product Asparaginase. NCBI's taxonomy places the organism in Eukaryota, Fungi, Ascomycota, Sordariomycetes, Hypocreales, Nectriaceae. The transcript is spliced from 2 exons. The coding region runs from base 1 to 1620 and encodes 539 amino acids. Gene Ontology annotation, molecular function: asparaginase activity; protein binding. The record is from RefSeq and is a predicted model, not a curated record.